GAGCCGCUAGAGGCAGCAGUCAGUAAAUGUUCCCGCCCAUCAACUCGAAAAUAAUUCGUAGAAGAAGCCAGAGACGCUCCUGUGUUAGCCACCCUUGCUAUAGCUAGCACUCCACACGGAAGCACAGUAAAGCGUCAACUGUUUGCAAUUGACUCCACAGAGGAAAGGCCUCGAUUUGUCUGAAACGCAGUGCAAUUAAUUCUUCCACCAUGGCGGAUGGCCGGAUCUAUGUUGGGAAUCUUCCCAUGGACAUCCAGGAGAGGGACAUUGAGGAUCUCUUCUUCAAAUAUGGAAAAAUCCGUGAGAUUGAAUUGAAGAACAAUAGAGGCACUAUCCCCUUUGCCUUUAUCCGAUUUGAAGACCCACGGGAUGCGGAUGAUGCCGUCUAUGGAAGGAAUGGAUAUGGAUAUGGAGACUCCAAACUUCGUGUAGAGUAUCCCAGAUCCUCUAGUAAAUUUGGUCCAAUGGGAGGCGGCGGCGGCGGUGGUGGUGGAGGAGGAGGACCUAGAGCAAGAUUCGGACCCCCAACACGAAGGUCUGAAUUCCGCGUCAUAGUGACUGGAUUACCACCAAGUGGGAGUUGGCAGGAUCUGAAGGAUCACAUGCGCGAGGCGGGCGACGUUUGUUUCGCCGACGUGCAGCGGGAUGGGGAGGGCGUGGUGGAAUUUCUCCGCCGCGAGGACAUGGAGUAUGCCUUGCGACGCCUGGAUCGCACAGAGUUCCGUUCGCAUCAAGUGAGUGGAAGACCUGAUGAAAGCCACCCCCGACUCCGCACCCCCGCUGGAGUGCACUUUCACUGUUGUCCUCGUUUGCAGGGUGAGACCGCAUACAUUCGAGUCUACGAGGAUCGAGGAACCCCCAACUGGGGUCGCUCGCGUUCCCGCUCAAGAUCGAGAAGCCGCUUUUCACCUCCUUACCGAGGAUCACCGCCGCCACGGUACCAGUCCCCUCCUCGUCAUUCUAUGUCACGCCAUAGUCCAACUCGGAGGCACGGACCACCCCACCAUAGUCCGCCACCACGUCAUUACAGAUAAAGGCUCAAUUUGUGAUCUAGGAAACCGAGGAGAAAUUUUUGUAAUCGCCUUUUUUAUUUUAAUUUUUUCUUUUUGUUUACCCACUGGCCGCUUUCAU
Messenger RNA from Doryrhamphus excisus (bluestripe pipefish), 1131 nucleotides. RefSeq names its product serine and arginine rich splicing factor 9 (gene srsf9). The record is from RefSeq and is a predicted model, not a curated record. Gene Ontology annotation, cellular component: cytoplasm; nucleus. Gene Ontology annotation, molecular function: mRNA binding. NCBI's taxonomy places the organism in Eukaryota, Metazoa, Chordata, Actinopteri, Syngnathiformes, Syngnathidae.